AUGCAGUUCUCACUCUCCAUCGCCACUUUUGUGUUGGCUAUCACCGCCUCUGCUGCUCCCAACAGCAAGCGCCAGAACAUUAUCACUUCCGGCGACAACAUGCAGGGCUCUAUCUUCCAGUUUGGUGACCCAGCUCCUGCUCGCCAGUCUUUGUACACCGUUGGUGCUUGUGGUCUCAGCACCUACUUCCCCAACGCAGUUGAUCCCAACAUGCCUCUGGUCGCCAUGCCCGCCGCGGUCUUCGACCAGUACGGCGCUGCUCAGCACAACCAGCUCUGCGCCAAGAUCAUCACCAUGACCCACAACGGCGUUACUCGACAGGCUGCUAUUGCUGACCGAAACUCUUUCGACUCUAUUGAUAUGACUCUGGACCUCUGGCAGGCUUUCGGCGGACACGAUGGCGACGGUACCAUCAUCCAGGGCUUCAGCUGGUACAUCUCUCAGUAA
This is a messenger RNA of Trichoderma asperellum CBS 433.97, 447 nucleotides long. RefSeq lists its product as uncharacterized. The record is from RefSeq and is a predicted model, not a curated record. NCBI's taxonomy places the organism in Eukaryota, Fungi, Ascomycota, Sordariomycetes, Hypocreales, Hypocreaceae.